Molecule: messenger RNA, 4515 nt
Organism: Porites lobata
Lineage: Eukaryota; Metazoa; Cnidaria; Anthozoa; Scleractinia; Poritidae
Source: the annotation of a GenBank genome assembly
AUGGUGGGUAGUGCUGGUGGUAGUGGCAGUGGGAUAGAGGUGGUAUUAGUAGUUCCCUCAGUUGUUGUCGUUGAAAGCGUGGUGGCCGACAGGUUGGCACCUCGCCGUCGCAAUGUUUGCUUAGACAAGAAACUGACUUGUUUUGUAUGGGAGGUCCAACCCUUUCUCCUUCUAUAUACCACGUUUGACAAACAAGGUAUCCUUUUGGUAUACUUCUGUUGAAAACUGAUGUCCCUUGCAUAUAUCUGCUAAUCGUAGAUCAUCUUUUCAUGAACAAAUUAAACUGAUACGGCCAUCAGUUGCGUCGAUAUAUUUUAAUUCUAAGGCCUUUUAGAUACCUAAAUAGACCGCGAGCGGUUGUCCUUCUUUCCUAAGAGCCACGAGCGACUAACAAAAACGCGAGAUUACUCCUCCUUUUUAUAUCAGAAGCCUGAAAAAGGCACACCUUUGGGGUGGAACUUCCACAUAUAGCGAGUACAUCUCCCUGAAAUCUUUUCCUCACUAUGUUACUUUUUACCCAAGUGCUCUAGAUGUUUGCUGGAGGUAUACUGCUUGGGAUAACGUAACGUAAGACUUUCUAAAAAGUCCUCCAUUUAGUUUUUCCUGAUUGUUUGUGCCAUCUGAAAGGACUUUUUAAACCUGUUUGGCGCGAAAUUCGAAAGUCCAAAAUUUUACCGCUGACGACAUGACAAUUGACCAAUAGGACAGUGAGUAAUAGUUCACGCCGCUCUCAACAUGGCAUAUGUCAGUCAUCUUUUUUCCGCGUGAAUAUUUAUAAUAUAAUUCAAAUCCAUUCAAGUCGACCUCGAGACUUCGUCACUUGCUCGGUCGCUGCGCGACCUUAUUAAUUGAAGUUCGCUUCGCUCACUUUUAAGAACGUAUGAAAGGCCGACUUCUAGCAAGUCUAAACGUCAGCUUGUAAUAGACGAACAUUCCAUCCGGGAGGGGAGUAUAGCUAUACCCCUAGGUGCCUCAUGCUGCGGAAACCGGGAUAGCAUCGGAACUGAUUAGCCACUUGCCUAUUAUACAGUCUUUACCUUUUUUUUCAGUUGUUGUCAGCGAAAUAACAGUAGCAGUUGUUGUAGUACAUUAGCACCAAGUGUUUUUCUUCAAUGUGGUGGGAGGUUUUGUCUGCCUUAUUGGCCCUGGAAACAAUACCAAUUGGGACCUUGGUCCCUGGUGGGUUCAACCGCGCUGGGAAGGUUUUGGGUGAAAGGCAAGACAAAUUGUAACGCUUGGCCAGGUCGGGAGUAGGGCGAUUAGUUUAUGUCCCAUCCCCUAACAAAUAUAAUAACAGAAAGCAGACACACUCUUCAAGUAGUAGUGGCGGAUGAGAAUUGUGGUGCUCAUAUUAUGCGUAGGGCGAAGAGGCAAGGUAGCUAAGGUAUACCAGUAGAAGAGAUAGUAAUGAUGGACCGUUUAUUGAAUUACUCUUUAAGGCUGAUUGGUCUGAUACUUGUUUCAACAGUGAAAAGAUCCUCUGCAGAUUGCUCGAAAAACAACACCUUAGACGAAAAUGAUAGAAUCGAGUUCAAAACACUGGCGGGCAAUCUUACCAGUCCUGGGUACCCUGCUUAUUUUAAGGACACCAUUCAAUGCACAUGGCACAUAUACGUCAAUAUGAGACAUUCUAUUGAACUGGAAUUCGAAUUCUUCGAUUUUGGACACAUAGAGGCGUGCUCCUCAAAAGAAACUGAGAGUCAGUUUAUUGAAGUUCGUGACGGCGCUCGCGGCGACAGUGAACCGCUGGGAAGAUUCUGCGGUAAAACAAGACCUCAGAAGCUCUCUUCUAGUGGCAGCGAAAUGUGGAUCAGGCUUAAAACAAAUGGAUACAGGUCAAUCAAAUUUAAGGCAACGUACAAGGCUGUAAGAGGUAAGACUGGUUGAUAUAAAUACUGAGUAGGGAUUAACAAUUGCAGGUAUAAUGCUACGAGCAGAUAGUUUAAGUUUAAGUUUAAUGAUACUUUGUCAUGCUAAUACAAGUAAAUAAAUAAUAUUACAGAAAAUACAAAAAGUGCAUGACUGGAGAAUAAUUGGGGGAAACUAAAUUCCCAUACAAAGAAUAUCAUCCGAUAUUAAACAUACUAAAAAUUAAGAAGUAAAAUUUAAAUGCGGCCCAAAACUAACCUGAUUAAAUUGCAUACUUGUCACUCAUGAGUUACACCUGAUUUAAAAUUGACACAAAUGAUCCAAUAGAUACGACUUAACACUGCUUAAUGAAGGUGCGUGCAUAAUGUUCGAUGGAAUACUAUUCCAGUCUGUUUUGUAACGAUUGAAAAAUGAAAAUUUAAAGUAAUUUGUACAUCUCUUCUUAGGUCUUAUCUUAAAAUUAUGGUUCCUACGCGUUUUCGCUAAUACACUAUGUUAAAAUAGAAAAAACAUGUGAGGAUGCAUGCUGAGCAGUAGACACCAUUUGAGAAUCGAUGUACUGACGUACACUUUUUGCUGAUCACAGUCCCCUUCAUUGGGUCAAUUAAUAGCCUCUAGAGGACUUCACGGGAUUCCUAUAAUCACAAGUCUAAGGUCUUAGGUCUUACAGUCAUACGAAAAUGAUUUGAAACUGUUUGCUCGCAGUAAGAGUGUUACGAUUUAUAUUUAAGUCAUGCGAUGGCACCGCUGUCCAUUUUGGCUAAAAAUCAUCCCGACAAACAAAAAAUCGAGAUUGUAACGCCUGAAUAGCGACAGGACACCCAAGGAAGCACAGGAUACCCAAAUAUUGCUGUUGUGCUGAUCUCCUGGGGGCCGCAGCAACAAUAAUUUACAGGAUCAUGGUAAUCAAGUUACUUUCUAAUGAGCCACGUUGCCAAUAAGAUCUAAUAACCACCCAGGUUUUAUAAAUCUCAAGUGACGUCUAACGUCUGAUCAGUAAUCCUUUUAAACUCUUUAUUUUUACGGCAGACGUUAUUUAACAAUUAUUGGACGAGGCUGAGCAAAAUGUCGUGAUUUGUCAGUGGCGAGCAGAUCGAUUCCUUGCCGAAGCCGCAGGCUGAGGCAAAUAAUUGAUCUGCGAGAUCAACAAUCUAGUUGAAUAAUUGUUUUAUCUUUCGAUGACCGCGUUUGGUUUUUAACGAAUACCUUCGGGAAGGGAAGCGAUCUGCCAUUCCCAUAAAGAGCAAUCACAAGAAGGAGAAAAGUAUGGUUUCAUUUACGCAUGAGCAGAAUAUUAUUUCCAGCCAAACACAGUCGGAGGCCAUUGUGCAUGAGCAGGCUAUUACUUGUAGACUGUUAUUUGCUGGUCACGUGGUGGGCUCUCGGCCAAUGAAAAGGGCGAAAUAUUAGCAUCGAAUGAUAAAAUGUGUUAUGCAUUUGGCCAGGAGCCGAUAACUGAACUGGCUCAGCCGGUCAUCUCGGUAAUCGGUUUACUAGAUUUCUAGCUGAAACGAUUGAUUGCAAUCUUUUUUAGAAGGAAACUCUUAUAAAUGGCUGCUAUCGUUGAUUUUAAUUAAAAUUUAUAUCUAUGCUGAUAGUAAUUGUAAUAAAACAUUUCGCGGCUUGUGGCAGUCCUUGUACAGCAGCCCCCUUUUUGGGGGAGGGGCGACUGUACACAGGUUGUGUACUUAGCAGCAGCAUUCGACGGGUUUUGAAAAAAAGGGCCAAGAAUUCAUUUCUCGUGACUAUAGCAACCAAUUGUCACGAAACAAGCAACCUAGGAGAAGUGAUGAAAUCCAUUUUGAUUCAUUAACUUAAAACUAAUUUAGCAUUUAUGUACUUUUUCCAUGACAGAUUCUCCAUCCACUUUGCUUGUGGUAGCCGGUGUGUCAACUAUCGUUGGUCUAAUGAUGACUUUAUUAUUAUUGACACUCUACCUGAAAAGAAAGCGAAGAAAUUCGGAUGAAGAAAACACUUCUCUCGCUGGAUCUCAGAACCAAGAGAGCGAACAGAACUGCACUGCUUGCGGUACAUCCAGAAUACCGUGUGAAAACAUUUCGUUCACUUCAGUGGCAGCUGAAAACUCGGCUGGGCGGAAGGAGUCACUUUCCGAGCAUGAACUUGUGAUUAGUAGUCGAGGAAAAGAAAAAACACGAACACAGUCACUUGGGGCCUACGCGCAAGAAAAUCUAGCACCUGUUGUAGAAUAACCGAUGGGUGAACGUAACGGAAAUUCACGAGAAAAAUAAAGAACUCUUUGGAAAGCGGUUGUGAGCGAAAACAAUAUUGAAACAUUGUUGUGACAAUUCAGAACUAUGUCGCAAGAGUGUUGCAAUGCUAUGUUGCGAAUCCUCCCUUGUAAAACAAGGGCGACUGUUUCCUUUUAAACAGACCUACGUAACCUCGCGUCAUUUAAAAUACAGGGCAGCCAAUUGCUCUGUUCUUCAAAAUAGCUGUUCUUCAGGCAGAUGUUUGCUUGCUGGGAGAUUUGGAAAAAAUAAUAUGUCCUUAGAAGAAAAGUGUUGCUUGGAAAUAGAAAAUUCUGUGUGUGUAACGGGAUUUGCAGAGUCUAAAACCAAUAUCUACACUUGUUAAAGUUGCAAACGUUUUAUUACUAGGGCCGACUAUUUGACUUUUGAGGCGGGG